AUGGAGGAGGGAGGUGUUAAGAGACUGUCCGGGUGGCGAAGGCUGCGGAAUUGGUUUUCCAAGAAGAGGAAUUGGUUUUCCAAGAAGAGGAAUUGGUUUGCCAAGAAGACGUCCAAAGUGUCUAUAGCCAUCCAGCAACCAGAUGUGGGCGCCCUGGAAAACCAGGCCGUAGAGGACGCCUGCAGGGAUGCAGGCAGCCCAAAGAUGGAGCAGAAUGGUGUCCUCCUGGAUCCAGCAGAUUAUCCAGGGCACUGCGCUUUCCUCGGCAGCCUUCUUGCAGUGCCCAACAACUGGAUGGAAAUAACAGCUGAUUUCCUGAGCGACGCUUUCAGGAAGGUUUUAGCAGAAAUGCAGUGCCUGGACAGUUACGUGUCCCUGGCCAUUGAGGACUACCUGAUCCAUUACCUAAGCCGGCACCGGGGAGAGCUCCGCGGUGCAGGUUCUUUCCCAAAUGCUGCCGUUUUCCUGGCCUGCAGCAUCACCAAAAAGGUCAUCACAAAACUAUGCCACGCCUCCGAAAGGAUCGAUUCUGACUCCCUCCCCGAGCGGGACAGCAGAGGAGUCGAAAUAAUGCACGAGGACUCCCCAAACCAAGAAACCCGCAUUUAUGAUGUCUUCAGAGCGUGGGGCCCCGUGGCCUAUGAAGGAGCAUUGGUGACAGCCUCUGAAGUGGUGGAGGUCAUAGAGGAAGUGCUCGAGGAGUUUUCAGCUUUCCUCGAGCACAGGAUACCUGUCAGCUCAGACCUGUCUUUCGGGGACUGUAGGCGGAACCAGCCAGAGCCACGCAGGUCCCCUCCCCACUACUCACGGCGUCCGUUCCCCUUCCAGGAGGUCAGGGUGCCCAUCUACACUCUUGAGGCCCACGCGGAAAAAGUGGCCAUCGCACUCCUGCAAAUGAUGAAGCGGUCAUUCGACCAGAUGAUGACAUCUGCUGCCAUCCGGCAAAGCCUAUUCUUUGAAAGCCAACUGAUAGAUCUGAUCCUAGCAAACUUCCGACCCUUCGAAGACCUUUGGGACAUGCUGCGGCAGAUACAGCCAAGCCCUCCUUCUGCUGCAGCAGACAUCGGAGAGUGGCAGGGGACACCUCCCGGGGAAGAUGGGCCAAGGGCGUUCAGUGCGCAGGGGAGUGAAGACGCGGCAGCAGCAGGAGAAGCAUCACCCAGUGAGCCAGCUCCUCCCCUCGGGGACGUGGAUGGACGUGCUGCUCCCACGCCUCUGGAGGAAAUUCUUCUCUACUCUACCCCCAGCGUCAGUCUCGACGAGACAUCUUCAGUUAUCAGCAUGUCACCUACUCUUGACUCCGAAGAUGAUUGUCUUCCUUGUGCUGGUUGCAGUCCGGAACAACAAACCUGAACCUGAACCAGGGAGUCAGAAUCGUUCCUUUUGGAGGCAUGACAUCUUUUAGAAACUAGCUUUUUGGUGAUGCUGCCAGGCAGAGUGGAAAGAAGUGACACUAACUAGUCCUGGCAGCCUAGGAAAUGUGGCGGGUCAGCUGCAAGCCUGCCAUCAUCCAGAAACCAUGGCUCAGAGGGUUGAUGAUGGCCCUGGACCGGUAGAAACAAAGAUGGCAAACCCCUGUGGAUGCAGCCAUGACCCCGAUGCCAACAACUUCCUGCCCACACAGCACACAGGCAGGGAGCCAAGGCCACCAGCU
Eublepharis macularius is the source of this 1654-nucleotide messenger RNA. RefSeq lists its product as uncharacterized. Lineage: Eukaryota; Metazoa; Chordata; Lepidosauria; Squamata; Eublepharidae. The transcript has 7 exons. The coding region runs from base 1 to 1353 and encodes 450 amino acids. The record is from RefSeq and is a predicted model, not a curated record.